Messenger RNA from Hypanus sabinus (Atlantic stingray), 3550 nucleotides. Its product is annotated as lysosomal acid lipase/cholesteryl ester hydrolase-like. Bases 235 to 1425 code for a protein of 396 amino acids. The record is from RefSeq and is a predicted model, not a curated record. NCBI's taxonomy places the organism in Eukaryota, Metazoa, Chordata, Chondrichthyes, Myliobatiformes, Dasyatidae. The transcript has 10 exons. Gene Ontology annotation, molecular function: hydrolase activity, acting on ester bonds.
UCCAGGCGAAGGGUCUCGACCCGAAACGUUGACUGCUUCUUUCAACGGAUGCUGCCCGACCUGCUGAGUUCAUCCAGCUUGUUUGUACGUGUUGAUUUGACCACAGCAUCUGCAGUGACUUUGUGUUUACUGGCGCCCUGUUCCUUCCGUGUGUGACUGGGGCCGUUCUGAGUCCGGGCGCUCCGAUCCAUUCGCACGCACGCUGAGGAUUCGUCUCUUCCUUGUUGAGUGAAGAUGACCCUACAAUGCUUUGCACUGCUACUUCUAAUGCAAGUUGGAGGUGCUUUGCAGCACAAUAACGUAGAUGUGGAUCCCGAAGCAUAUAUGGAUAUUUCCCAGCUGAUCUCCUACCGUGGUUAUCCCAGUGAAGAAUAUGAGGUGACGACUUCUGACGGCUAUAUCCUUUCAGUCAACAGAAUUCCCUAUGGAAUUAAUGACACUGUGGAAAGCAAAGGAUCUCGGCCUGUGGUAUUUCUGCAGCAUGGUUUACUGGCAGCUGGAAGCAACUGGGUCACAAACUUGGCCAACAACAGCCUGGGCUUUAUUCUAGCAGAUGCUGGUUAUGAUGUCUGGAUUGGAAAUAGUCGUGGAAACACCUGGUCCAGAAAGCACAGAAGUAUUCCAGUUUAUAAGGAUGCAUUCUGGAGAUUUAGCUUUGAUGAAAUGGCCACCAAAGACUUACCGGCAGUGCUAAACUUCAUCCUUGCAAAGACUAAACAAGAACAGUUGUACUAUGUUGGUCAUUCUCAGGGGACAACAAUUGGUUUCAUAGCCUUUUCUACAAUGCCAGAGCUAGCAAAGAAAAUUAAGUUAUUUUUUGGCCUGGCUCCUGUUGCAACAGUUCAAUAUGCUACGAGCCCACUGGUAAAACUUGGUCUUCUUCCAGAGUUUUUAAUCAAAGAUAUUUUUGGGAGACGGGAUUUCCUUCCACAGAACAAGAUAAUAAAGUGGCUUGCUACACACGUGUGUGACCACUCUUGUAUUGAGGAGCUGUGUGCCAAUAUGUACUUCAUAGUAUCUGGAUUCAAUACAAAGAAUCUUAACAUGAGCCGAAUUCCAGUCUAUUCAGCCCAUUGCCCAGCUGGAACAUCUGUACAAAAUAUUCUCCACUGGAGUCAGAAUAUAAAGACAGGAAGAUUUCAGGCUUUUGAUUGGGGUUCCGAUGAUGAGAAUAUGGCUCACUAUAAUGAGACAAUACCACCUCUAUACAACAUAAAAAAGAUGAAUGUUCCCACUGCUGUCUGGACUGGAGGUCAUGACUGGCUGGCUGAUCCCACUGACGUGACUACGUUGCGACAUAAAUUGCCCAAGUUAAUUUACCAUAAGGAAAUCCCAGAUUGGGAACAUCUGGAUUUCAUCUGGGGCCUGGAUGCUCCAUCACGCAUGUACAGUGAAAUCCUCAAUCUCAUGAAAAAAUAUCGCUGAGUCUGGAACAACAUGCUGUAAACAUUUUUUAAAAGUAGAGUUUGUGUUUUCUAGAUUUUCUCUUUCAGCUGCAUUACUGGGAUCAUUGAUGGUCUCAGGUAGUUCUUAAAAAAUUAUAUACGAUAGUUUAAGUAAAGAUUGUGCCUGAGCUAUGUUUUUGCAAAAUGAAUAUGUACAUGUUCAGAUGUCUAAUCCCACACCUUCUGAUGGUUAUGGGAAAAUGUUGGGUCUGAUGUGAUUUGUCAUUGUUCACAUUAGCUUUACCACUGACAAGAAAAAAAACUGAUCAUGCUUAUAAUUGCAACACGGCCAAGUUUUUCUAUUGGGUGUCUUGAUAAAGACUAAGUAGAUUAAAGACAGUCUUUUUAAAAUUGAUUUUUAUUCUUUUAAAUGUUUUCUGCUCAGAGUGAGCACUUUUUUUUAAAGCACUGCUGGCCUUGGAAUGGACUUCUGUCAUGAAGUAUGGAGCUCUAGUCAACAGAGCAGUGAUUAUACAGGGUAUUGAAGACAAUGAAUUCCUCAGCGUCCUUAAUUUCAGAAGUAAUUAAUGUAUCUGAUUCUUUUUCAGAUAAUCAUAAUAAUAAUGUGGAACCCUAUCCACUGGAUUCUGUAUUUUGAUACUAAUACCACUAGUUUAAAUUUUCAACAAUAAUUUUAUUACUGAAUGCAGACUUCAUGAAAUAGAUCUUAACUCAUUACAUGGGACAAUCUACACCUCGUCAUUCGAGGUCAGAAAAUAGUUCAAAAGCUAGCUUUGUUUCAUUUAAAUAUUUGGAUUUCCACACAAAAAAACAUUGAAUGACCUGGUGUGGACUUGCCAAUAUUGUGAUAGAAAACUUGAAGGAACUCUUUACUGUGUGAGAUUUUUUAAUAUGGAAAUUACUGUACAAUGUACUGUGUAUGUUAAUCAAAAUGGCUUCUUUGUUUUGUUUAGAGUAGGAAUGCUUCUUUGUAUGAUAAGUGAUUUCUCUGGCAGUUGUUUAGCUUUAGACUUGCUGAUAUCGGGAUUGUAUUCCUUUGUUAACCAAUGGGGGAAUGUUAUUUUGUCUUGUGGGUCUGGGAGCUUGGGAAUUUUCAUGGUCUUUUCAGGGGAGAAGGGAAGAAGACGCCGAGGAAGGUGGACGUGCGCUGCACUGCUCGGUCGACCACCGGGUGGUCCCAGGUGCGAGGACGUGGAGGUCGGACGAAAGCGACGAUGGGUCGAAUGGUUCGAUGGUUGAGCUCCAACGAUGUGCACUAAACUGACUGAACUUUGAUAAGUUGGUGCCUUUUACUUUAUUUUCUUUUCCUUCAUGUAUAUUGUAUUGCAUAGUGCUCUUUUAGUUUUAGUAAAAUCUUUAAAGUGUAUUCCAUAACAGUAUCUGAUAUGAGUUUCAUAUGGUGUGUGUGCAUGCGGCAUAAACUUGAUUCUCACAGCACCUGCGUGUACGGGAGGUGGGGUUGGUGAGUGGCUGGAUCUCCUAUUCUUCUAGACAUAUACCAGCCUGUUGGGUAAGUGUUACAUUAUUAUUGUAUAAAGCAAUAUCAUUGAUGUCUUGGGUGUAGUUUUAAUGUACUUUCAAUAGCAUAAUUUGAAUUUGUAACAUUUAAUGCAAGUCAGAUACUGAGCACAACUCCACCUGGUCCGGUAAACUGGAAUAAUGAGCGCAUCAUGCAGAGUGACAAUUCAUUGUUCCAUUAUGUACUGACCUUGCUAGUACAGGGUGGGAGUCCCUUUUCUCAUUUAAAAUGUUUGCAACAUAAAUUUGUAAAACUAGCCACAAAGUAACAACUUUCAUUUUCAUUUUCUUUAGUAAUGUCUGUGGAUUUGCUGUGAACCUGACAGCUUCUGGUACAUUGCAAUCAAUGUGUAUUUGUGUUAAUUCAGAACAAGCAGGGUUGAGGUAUCUGUCAGCAUUCAUAGCUGAAUUUCAGAACAAUAGAUAUAAGGUAGCGAUAACCUGAACAUAAUUGCUAUGGUGCUUAAAGAUUGUAAUGCUGGUGGAUGAUGAUGCAAAACUUCUGAACUGCAGAAGAUAGUUGUAAUACUGUGAAAUCCAUCAAGUUUGCCUCUUGUUUUAUAGUGCCUUGUCAUAUGUCUUGCUAUUACAAUGGAUCAAUUUCAAUAAAGAGUAAGCUACUAUGC